UCAACAGGAGAUCAAAUAAAAUAUAUACAGAAUUCGAAAAACGUAUAUAGGUUAUUUAGCAAAUUCAAAGUAUAAUAGGUCACGGCACGCUCCCGACGGCACAGUGUAUAAAACUUAUAUUUGCCCCUUGAUAAUAGCCAAAAAAUCACAACGCGUCUAGACGCACUGAGACUUCUUUAAGAUACCAUUCGUCUACUUCAAUUUAUUGCAUAAUAAAACUACUUCACGAUACAUUUUUUUUUUCGUUUCAUCGCAGGAAUGCAUGAAGCUAUGUACGCUGAUACCUACAGAGAUUUGUCCACUCAUUUACCAAUGCUGCAAAGCUUGUAUGAUGAGAUCAACGAUAUUCAUUUUCAUUGCGUGCAUUUUAAUGUUUAUCACAAAAAUCAGAAUUUUCGCUUAGUCGCAAGUUUGAAAUUUGAUAUUAAAAGAUGUUUAAAGAGAGAUAGUACGUUUUCAAACAGUAAAUUUCUCUCUAUGAAUAUUUACGAUUUUUUAUCAUCCACAAUUUCAACGAAUUUUGAUGUUAAUUGUACAAUUUUUACAAACGAAAUGCUUGACGAUGCGUACUUUAGUCUAUUAUUAUACAUUGAUGCUGUUGGGAGCAAAGCUAAAAAGGUUACAACAGCUGGCUCGGUUUAUCCAAAUUUAGUUCCAAGUAAUAUGGAAUACAACCUUCACAAAAUGCAAUUUACGAAUAUGCUUGCGAAUAUGCACAAUUUAAGUGAUGAGGAUAAAGUGAAAUUAAUUGAGGCAUUUGACGUUAUUUACUACUUACUUUAUAGAAUCUAAAUUAGUUUGCAAGAUUACUUCUUUAAAAAGGUACAAUAACAUUUACAAUGUAGGUAUGUAUGUAGGUAUGUAUGUAGGUAUUCCUGUAUAUAUUGUAAAAUCGAAAACAAAUUAACAAACAAACAAAAAAUACAGUUUAUUUUGUUGUCGGAGUUGAGAAAGUCCAAGUGCAAUUAAAGUGCCACAAUUGCCAUCAUUAUUUAUAUCUCCUGAAUAAA
This is a messenger RNA of Nasonia vitripennis (jewel wasp), 1010 nucleotides long. RefSeq lists its product as uncharacterized. The record is from RefSeq and is a predicted model, not a curated record. The transcript has 2 exons. Bases 259 to 792 code for a protein of 177 amino acids. Lineage: Eukaryota; Metazoa; Arthropoda; Insecta; Hymenoptera; Pteromalidae.